AUGGUCAACAUUACGGAGAAGAUCAAGGAGAUUGAGGAGGAGAUGCGAAGGACACAGACGGCUGGUGCAGGCAGCGGUGGCGGCGCGGGUUUUGAUGUCAGCAAAAGUGGCGAUGCACGUAUAUCUCUCGUUGGCUUCCCAUCCGUGGGAAAGUCGACGUUCCUGUCCAAAGUCACAAAGACAAGGUCAGAAGUUGCCUCGUACGCUUUCACGACCCUGACGGCUAUUCCGGGUGUACUUGAGUAUGGCGGUGCGGAGAUUCAACUGCUCGAUCUCCCGGGUAUUAUUGAGGGCGCUGCUGAGGGAAAGGGACGAGGUCGUCAAGUCAUCUCGGCGGCGAAGACGAGCGACAUGAUCCUCAUGAUUUUAGACGCGACCAAGCGUGCCGAGCAAAGGGCGUUACUAGAGGCUGAGUUGGAAGCCGUUGGCAUUCGCUUGAACUGCGAGCCCCCGAACAUCUACUUAAAGCAAAAGAAGGCUGGUGGCAUGAAGAUCACCUUCCAGACGCCCCCGAAAAACCUCGACGAGCGCGCGGUGUCCGGCGUUCUACGAGACUACAAGAUGCUCAACUGCGAAGUGCUUGUACGCGACGAGAACGCGACCAUUGACGAUUUCAUCGAUGUCAUUAUGAAAGACCACCGCAAGUACAUCAAGUGCCUCUAUGUCUACAACAAGAUCGACGGUGUGUCGCUCGACUUCCUGGAUUCUCUCGCCCGCGAGCCACAGACUGUGGUGAUGAGUUGCGAAAUGGACUUGGGCCUUCAAGACGUGGUGGAGAGAUGCUGGAAGGAGUUGGCCCUCAUCCGGAUCUACACCAAAAGGAAGGGGGCAGAACCCGACUUCUCAGAAGCGCUGAUUGUCCGGCGAGACAGCACCGUGGAGGACGUCUGCGACCGUAUUCACCGGACGCUGAAGGACACGUUCAAGUAUGCGCUCGUGUGGGGAGCCAGCGCGCGGCAUAUUCCUCAAAGAGUAGGAUUGAGCCAUCCCGUGGCAGACGAAGAUGUCAUUCAUAUAGUCAGCGCUUGGAGAGCAUAG
Messenger RNA from Emericellopsis cladophorae, 1038 nucleotides. Its product is annotated as Ribosome-interacting GTPase-like protein. NCBI's taxonomy places the organism in Eukaryota, Fungi, Ascomycota, Sordariomycetes, Hypocreales, Bionectriaceae. The transcript has 4 exons. Bases 1 to 1038 code for a protein of 345 amino acids. Gene Ontology annotation, cellular component: cytoplasm. Gene Ontology annotation, biological process: cytoplasmic translation. The record is from RefSeq and is a predicted model, not a curated record. Gene Ontology annotation, molecular function: GTP binding; GTPase activity.